AUGAAUUUAGAAUUCGACUUUCGAGUUUUGGGCGAUGGAAGAAGCGCAUCUGCACGUUAUGCCAACAAUUCCAAUUAUCGAAACGAUUCCCUGAUCCGCAAAGAAAUGAACAUUAGCUCGUUAUUGGUUGAGGAAAUCAAGAGGAUCAUCAAAACCAUGCACGCAGCUCAUGAUUUCAAUAGGGAAGAUGAUAGCAAAUGGCCUCAGAAGAACAAAGAUGGACGCCAGGAAUUAGAAAUCAAAAUAGGCAGCGAGGUUAUUUCUUUCGAAACUGCCAAAAUUGGAUCUCUCGUUGAUGUCACGGAAUCUCAAGAUCCUGAAGGUCUUCGCGUGUUCUACUAUCUUGUGCAAGAUUUGAAAGCGUUGGUGUUUUCAUUGAUAGCACUUCACUUCAAGAUCAAGCCUAUUUAA
Sclerotinia sclerotiorum 1980 UF-70 is the source of this 411-nucleotide messenger RNA. RefSeq lists its product as hypothetical. Gene Ontology annotation, cellular component: exon-exon junction complex; nucleus. Lineage: Eukaryota; Fungi; Ascomycota; Leotiomycetes; Helotiales; Sclerotiniaceae. The record is from RefSeq and is a predicted model, not a curated record. The coding region runs from base 1 to 411 and encodes 136 amino acids. The transcript has 4 exons. Gene Ontology annotation, biological process: RNA splicing.